UCUCACAUCCGCACAAAUUAAUCAACCUUUGUUAUCUUCGCAAAAAACGUAAAUUCGCCAAUAAAUUCCAAUUGCAUUCGAAACAAGAGCAAAAGCGGCAACUUUUUCGCGUCCUUUCACUUCGAAGACUUCGCCAGUAUUGGAUUGAUUCGUCUUCUCUCCCCACUCGAUCAUCAUCGCAGGCAGAUUCCGAAUUCACCAUAUGUUUGCCUACCCUUCUCCCAGUACUUUUGUAAUGGAUAAUUCUCAGAGGAAAGGAGCAUUUGUAACAAUUUCACCAUCGCUGACUCCUCGAUCCAACCAUAGGUCUAGCAAAGGAUCGAAUGAUAGCAGCAGUAAUUCUAACAGCAAGCAUGACGAAGACAAGGGGGUCAACAUUCAAGUCAUCGUCCGAUGCCGACCUUUGAGUGAGGAUGAGAUGAGAUUCAAUACGCCGGUGGUGGUAUCCUGCAACGAGCAGCGGAGAGAAGUUUCUGCUGUUCAGAACAUAGCCAACAAGCAGAUUGAUAAGACCUUUACCUUUGACAAGGUCUUUGGUCCAUCAUCCCUGCAAAAUGAUUUGUUUGAGCAAGCAGUCUCCCCUAUUGUGAGAGAAGUUCUUGAGGGUUAUAACUGUACGAUAUUUGCAUACGGUCAGACUGGUACUGGAAAAACUUACACUAUGGAAGGAGGAGCAGUCAACGCAAAGAAUGGAGAAUUUCCAAAUGAUGCUGGUAUCAUCCCGAGGUCUGUUCGACAAAUCUUUGAUAAGCUUGAGGCUCAGAAUGCAGAAUACAGUAUGAAAGUUACAUUUCUUGAGCUGUAUAAUGAGGAAAUCACAGAUCUUUUGGCUCCCGAAGAGCUCAGGCUGUUAGAGGACAAGUCCAAGAAACCAAUUGCUCUAAUGGAAGAUGGAAAGAAAGGAGUUUUAGUGAGGGGCCUGGAAGAGGAGAUAGUUACAACUGCUGGUGAAAUCUAUAGAAUACUAGAAAAAGGUUCUUCAAAGAGGCGUACUGCAGAAACAUUGCUCAACAAGCAAAGUAGCCGGUCACAUUCAAUUUUUUCAAUAACAAUUCAUAUGACUCCAGAGGGUGAGGAGAUGAUCAAAUGUGGGAAACUUAAUCUUGUUGAUCUAGCAGGUUCUGAAAACAUUUUGAGGUCUGGUGCUAGAGAUAAUAGAGCAAGGGAAGCUGGGGAAAUUAACAAAAGCUUGCUUACACUUGGUCGGGUUAUUAAUGCUCUUGUUGACCACUCAGGCCAUGUUCCGUAUAGAGAUAGCAAAUUAACAAGGCUUCUGAGAGAUUCGUUGGGAGGAAAAACAAAGACUUGCAUUGUUGCUACUAUAUCGCCUUCCAUUCAUUGCUUGGAAGAAACAUUGAAUACUUUGGAUUAUGCACAUCGUGCCAAAAACAUAAAGAACAAGCCAGAGGUCAAUCAAAAGAUGAUGAAAUCUACACUUAUCAAGGAUUUGUACUCUGAGAUUGACCGCCUUAAACAAGAAUUAUAUGCUGCAAGAGAAAAAAAUGGCAUAUACAUUCCAAAAGACUGCUUCAUGCAAGAUGAAGCUUUAAAAAAGUCAAUGUCAGAGAAAUUGGAAUGUUUGAAAGCAGAACUGGAAUUAAAAGAUAAGGAAUUCGCUGGGCUACAAGAUAUUUGCAAAUCUCAAAAGUUACAGCAUGCAGAUCUCAGUGAUAUGCUGGAAAAAACGCAGAGACAACUAAAUGAAAAGGAACACUCCUUCGCUGAUCUAGAGCAACGCUAUAAACAAGCAAAUCUAGCUAUUAAAGAAAAAGAUUAUCUCAUUUCUAAAAUUUUAAAGUCUGAAAAGGUGCUUCUUGAAAAUGCUCUUGAGCUUCGAUCUGAACUUGAUAGUGCAGUAACAGAUAUUUCUGGACUGUUUUCUAGAAUCGAAAGGAAAAACAAGAUUGAAGAUGGAAACAAAAUUAUGCUGCAAAGAUUUAUUUCCCAUCUGAAUGAGCAGCUGGGUCUUUUGCACAGCACUGUCUCUUCAUCUUUGACACAACAAGGGAACUUUCUCAAACAAGUGGAAGAGGAAGUGCGGUCAUUUAUUUCUGCUAAGACUAAGACCACAAAAGAACUCCAUGAGUGGCUAGAAAGAUUGAAAGAUGUGUAUAAUAAUGGUAUAAGAAGCAUGGAUGGAGUUGUAGGUGAACUUAAGGAAAAAUCAGAGUCAACCUUUGGAAAACUCAACUCGCAAAUAUCAAUGCAUUAUUCUGGGCUGGAAGAUUGUCUCAAAAAUAUAUCCCAAGAGGGAAAUCAGUUGCUUAAUGAGCUUAAAAGUGGCAUAUCUAUGAUGGAAUACAAAUUAGUCUCUUUCACAAUGCAGCAACAUGAGGGUCAUCUGAGAACUGUGGAAGCUACCAGAUCUAUCUCUAAGUCAAUUGCUAGUUUCUUCAAUGAUUUAGAAGUUCAUGCAGCUAAAGUUAGCAAGAUUGUGAAGGAAUCAGGAAAUAUUCGAAGCAUACAAUUGUAUGAGCUUGAAAAGAAAUUUGAGGAAUGUGCAGCUAAUGAGGAAAAGCAAUUUCUCAUGAAGAUUGAAGAAAUGAUAGCAAGUUCAAAUGCAAGAAAGAAAAAACUGGUUCAAGAAGCAAUUUUUGCUAUCCAAUCGAUGGAUGUUGAAAGAACUAGUGCCUUACAGACACAAGUUUCUUCAACACAAGAUUUUACUCACCACAUGAAGGAACAGUGGACCAUCUAUAUGGAAGAAACCGAAAAAAAAUAUCGUGCAGAUACGAGCACAGCCGAGACGGAAAAAAUUACCAUAGAAGAAGUCCUCCAGAAUUGCAAAUCAAUAGCAAUGUCAGGUUUGCAGCAGUGGGAGGUUGCACACAGUUCUUUGCUAACUAUUGGACAGAACAAUAAAUCAUCAAUGGAAUUCCUCCUCAAGAGUGGAAUAGAAGCAAAUGAUGUGAUACACUCUGAAUCGUCUGCUUCCAUGACUGCUGCUCUAGAAAAUCUUGAUAUUGAAUGCAAGGGUUUUCAAUCAUCUAUUGAUGGUUCAUUGAAGCUUGACCAUAAAACAAGUGAAAGCAUUGAUUCCUUAAUUGUUCCAUGUUUGGCGGAGUUGAGAGAACUACAAAUUGGUCAUCAUGACAGAACGAUGAAGAUCACAGAAAAUGUAGAGAGUUGUUUGGAGAAAGACUACAUGGUGGACAAAGAACCUUAUUUGACACCAAAAAGAGCAAUUAAUGUGCCGAGUUUGGCAUGUAUCGAGGAGUUAAGAACUCCGGGUUUUGAAGAGUUGUUGAAGGCCAUUGGUGUAGAGGGAAAACAAUGUUUGGGAACCCAUGAAACUCCGGUGCCAGCCCUUCAAGAUUGUAGAGCUCCUCUGACCAUAAAAAAUUGAUGGAAGAGAAUUUGAAGUCCUUGGUAUUUUUUAAAUUGGAAAAUAUAACAAUGUACAACUUUUGCUUAGAAGCUUGAGAGACUAUAUGAUGUAUGUCAAACAAGCUAUCAUUAUGCAUCCAUGGUAUUAAAGAUGGAUUGAUGAUGAUGGUAUGGAGUUUGAAAUGAAAUUUUAUCCAAUAUUGCUAUAUUU
Molecule: messenger RNA, 3538 nt
Organism: Phalaenopsis equestris
Lineage: Eukaryota; Viridiplantae; Streptophyta; Magnoliopsida; Asparagales; Orchidaceae
Product: kinesin-like protein KIN-5A
Exons: 23
Coding region: 203-3346 (1047 amino acids)
Biological process (GO): microtubule-based movement
Molecular function (GO): ATP binding; plus-end-directed microtubule motor activity; microtubule binding
Source: RefSeq, a predicted model, not a curated record